AUGGGGCAGCAAAAGAGCGGCAAAGGGUUGACUCGUGUGGGUGGCAAGGGGUUGGCUCGCGUGGGUGGCAAGGGGUUGACUCGUGUGGGUGGCAAAGGGUUGACUCGUGUGGGUGGCAAGGGGUUGACUCGUGUGGGUGGCAAGGGGUUGACUCGUGUGGGUGGCAAGGGGUUGACUCGUGUGGGUGGCAAGGGGUUGACUCGUGUGGGUGGCAAGGGGUUGACUCGUGUGGGUGGCAAGGGGUUGACUCGUGUGGGUGGCAAGGGGUUGACUCGUGUGGGUGGCAAGGGAUUGACUCGUGUGGGCGGCAAGGGGUUGACUCGUGUGGGCGGCAAGGGGUUGACUCGUGUGGGUGGCAAGGGGUUGGCUCGUGUGGGUGGCAAGGGGUUGACUCGUGUGGGUGGCAAGGGGUUGACUCGUGUGGGUGGCAAGGGGUUGACUCGUGUGGGUGGCAAGGGGUUGACUCGUGUGGGUGGCAAGGGGUUGACUCGUGUGGGUGGCAAGGGAUUGACUCGUGUGGGCGGCAAGGGGUUGACUCGUGUGGGCGGCAAGGGGUUGACUCGUGUGGGUGGCAAGGGGUUGGCUCGUGUGGGUGGCAAGGGGUUGACUCGUGUGGGUGGCAAGGGGUUGGCUCGCGUGGGUGGCAAGGGGUUGACUCGUGUGGGUGGCAAGGGGUUGACUCGUGUGGGUGGUAAGGGGUUGACUCAUGUGGGUGGCAAGGGGUUGACUCGUGUGGGUGGCAAGGGGUUGACUCGUGUGGGUGGCAAGGGGUUGACUCGUGUGGGCGGCAAGGGAUUGACUCGUGUGGGCGGCAAGGGGUUGACUCGUGUGGGCGGCAAGGGGUUGACUCGUGUGGGUGGCAAGGGAUUGACUCGUGUGGGCGGCAAGGGGUUGACUCGUGUGGGCGGCAAGGGGUUGACUCGUGUGGGUGGCAAGGGGUUGGCUCGUGUGGGUGGCAAGGGGUUGACUCGUGUGGGUGGCAAGGGGUUGACUCGUGUGGGUGGCAAGGGGUUGACUCGUGUGGGUGGCAAGGGGUUGACUCGUGUGGGUGGCAAGGGGUUGACUCGCGUGGGUGGCAAGGGAUUGACUCGUGUGGGCGGCAAGGGGUUGACUCGUGUGGGCGGCAAGGGGUUGACUCGUGUGGGUGGCAAGGGGUUGGCUCGUGUGGGUGGCAAGGGGUUGACUCGUGUGGGUGGCAAGGGGUUGGCUCGCGUGGGUGGCAAGGGGUUGACUCGUGUGGGUGGCAAGGGGUUGACUCGUGUGGGUGGCAAGGGGUUGACUCAUGUGGGUGGCAAGGGGUUGACUCGUGUGGGUGGCAAGGGGUUGACUCGUGUGGGUGGCAAGGGGUUGACUCGUGUGGGCGGCAAGGGAUUGACUCGUGUGGGCGGCAAGGGGUUGACUCGUGUGGGCGGCAAGGGGUUGACUCGUGUGGGUGGCAAGGGGUUGACUCUUGUGGGUGGCAAGGGGUUGACUCGUGUGGGUGGCAAGGGGUUGACUCGUGUGGGUGGCAAGGGGUUGACUCGUGUGGGUGGCAAGGAGUUGACUCGUGUGGGUGGCAAGGGGUUGACUCGUGUGGGUGGCAAGGGGUUGACUCGUGUGGGUGGCAAGGGGUUGACUCGUGUGGGUGGCAAGGGGUUGACUCGUGUGGGUGGCAAGGGGUUGACUCGUGUGGGUGGCAAGGGGUUGACUCGUGUGGGUGGCAAGGGGUUGACUCGUGUGGGUGGCAAGGGGUUGACUCGUGUGGGUGGCAAGGGGUUGACUCGUGUGGGUGGCAAGGGGUUGACUCGUGUGGGUGGCAAGGGGUCCGUGCGCAGUGCCAGCCGUCUGUGCCCCUGCCACACUGCCCGCUCCACAGAUACUGCCAAGCUACGCCGUCCACCUGCUAAAGCUGCGAGCUUGCCCGUGCCCGUGGAGGAGUGGGGGUCGGGCGGCGGCUCGUAG
Molecule: messenger RNA, 1941 nt
Organism: Closterium sp. Naga37s-1
Lineage: Eukaryota; Viridiplantae; Streptophyta; Zygnematophyceae; Desmidiales; Closteriaceae
Source: the annotation of a GenBank genome assembly